This is a messenger RNA of Acanthaster planci (crown-of-thorns starfish), 3102 nucleotides long. RefSeq names its product OCIA domain-containing protein 1-like. Gene Ontology annotation, cellular component: endosome. The record is from RefSeq and is a predicted model, not a curated record. NCBI's taxonomy places the organism in Eukaryota, Metazoa, Echinodermata, Asteroidea, Valvatida, Acanthasteridae.
GGCCGCCCGCUGCAUGUACUGUACGUAUAGUGGUUCAUGCAUAUAUCAUCAAACGUAGUUACUGCGAUGAGUGAAGAAAAAAUUAUUGAACUAAAACGAAAUCUGUGAAAAAUGUCGCUGACAGGAGAAUCCCACCCCACUAACGUGCCCCCAAAUCAAAAUUAUGCACCUCACCAUGGUCGUGGUAGGCACGGUGGACCUCAUUCCCAGAGGAAUUAUGAAAUGACAGAGGAGGAAAGGCGAGUCUUUCGAGAGUGCCAGACGGAAAGUUUCUGGUACCGCGCUAUGCCCUUGGCAGUCGGUGCGGGGCUGCUUACCCAGACGCUCAUAUUGCGAGGAAUGCUUACAACGUCUACGAGAUUCGGCUCUCUUCCAAAGGUUGGGUUUGCAUGUCUCACUGGGUACAUGGCUGGAAAGAUCUCCUAUGUCAACACAUGCAAGCAGAAAUUUCUGAAGCUGGAGAACUCUCCAAUUGGUGAAAUGCUGAGGAAGGGUGGCAGCAUGCCCACAGGCCAAGGUGGAAACUUUGGCCUGCCAGGGUUCCAGGCCGGCAGCAUUGGGGAAUCAGACCCAGGUAGCCCAGCUGUCACCAGGGGCAGUGACUCCUACAGUAGCUUUGGCCAACCCGACGACUACCGGGCCAACCUGGACAUUGACACCAGCAAUGUCAAGACUAUGGACAGCCACUUUGACUUUGAGCUGACCAACGAGGCGGCGUCGGAGCUGGAGGCCAAGCGGCCGGAGAUGACCAAGACUUACGAGGACCUACGCCGGGAGAACAGACAGAAGCACUCGUCCCAAUACAGCCAGGUACUGCCAGGGCAUUACCAUCCUCGGCAGCCGACACCGCCUUCGCACGAUGACAUAGCUCUCAAGAAGGCUGAUGAGCGCCCAUUUCCGUCAGUGUCUCGCCCAAGGGUGACGAAGAACAAAUACGGUGAUGACAUGGAAUAAUUGGAUAGAUUAAUGCAUGUUGCUGUAUUUGACUUCAACUACACCUGUGACAGUUUGCCUAGUUGAUUAAUUUUUGUUUAAUAUGAAAAAGAACCCAAUUCUUGUGUUCAGCAAAUGAAAAAUUCACAGAUAACAUUAUUUGGGUUCCCUACAGUCAGUCAUACAUGUAGGUACGUGUAAUUUUGUAUUGUUUAAAGGGUCCGGCCAACAAAGUUGAACAUUUGACCUGCGACUUUAUACUUUUAUUCAUAGCCUGAAAAAAAUUGACAUCUCUCUGAGGUUAAGGUCACUGAAAGGUUUUUCAAACAUUUAAACUUUGCCAUGCUUUUUCAGACAAGAAAGAGUACUGUUGAAUGGAAGACACAACUGAGUUAACGUUUCACUGUUUAAAUCGUGAACACAAAAAUUCCUUUUUUUAACGCAUUUCUGAGAAAGGCUUGCUUGUUGACUCGUUGCCAUGCACUCAGUAAAUCACCAAAGAGAAAGAAAUCUACAACAGCAAAAUAUUAAAAAUUGAAUAGGUUUUUGUGUACAAAUCAGUGAAACACUGAGCUUUACUGCCUGGAAUGACAUCACGUUAUCUCAGGAGAGAUAAGUUAGUUAUAACUUACUGUAUAACUAGAUAAGUAGUUAUAAGAGAGAUGCAAUUUUGUAUAGACAUCAUAAAGGUGCCAAAACACCCUUUAAAGAAGCAAAAUGAGUUUAAUUGAAAUAAAAAGGUGCAUUCUUGACGGUCAUACCGGUAGUUUUCAAAAAUGCAUUGCGCUAAUCUUUUAGAUUUUUUUGUCUUCCCAUUAGAACAUUUGCGUCCUGUAUCAAAUGGCAGCAGGUUGUAAGCCUUGCAUGUACUGGAGCAUGCAUAAUUACUAUUAGACCUAUGGAAGAAACAUUUUUGCCUGUUAGUCAUGCCAUUAUGAGUGACAUUCAUGUUGACAUGCAUUCAUAUACAUGUAUGUGUAAGUACAUGUAUACAGUCAACUAGAAUGCCAACAGAAAUGUGACAUUACAUGUCGAUUGAUUGCACUCUCAGGCAGACAUGGAGCAUACAUGUACAUGCAUAUCCAUGUACACAUGUGAGCACGCUGGUCAUGUGCAUGUACGUAUGUGAAUGCUUGGCCGUGUUAUGCCGUUUAGAUGUGUUUUCUUCACUCAGUGUCUCACUGUCUUUGUAUUAUGCUAACAAUGACUUCUUUUCAUUUGAUGAUAGUCAAACGUACUGAGUAACAUUAUUUCGCACUGGAAAGCAAUAGUACCCACCAUUAAUGCUUCCCACAGUUUUGUGCUGUUACUCAGAAUAAAAGCUGUGCAAAUGAGGAGUCAAAUUGAAAUGUUCAAUAGAUUGUUUCGAUAUCAUAAUUAUUUAAUAGUCGCAUGCUUAGACAUGGAGCUACAUGAUUGGAAAAGGUGGAAGGCUUACAGUGUAAAGAUAAAGCAUUUUAAAGGUGUAACACAUCUUUACAAGACACAUUGAAUAGUAUAUAAAGGAGAUGACUUCUUAAAGCUGAUUUCAUCAAAUUGUGCAAAUGUUUGCUUCAUUCUGUGUCACUGUACAUAUUAACCACAAAUAUGAUUUAUUAAUCAAAAAAGUACAGGAAAAAAAUUGUAACUAUGCGACCUUGCCCUACUGUAAACCUGCAAUGUGGCAAGGUCAAAUGUGUCGGACCAUCAUGGCUGCUUUCUCAAUGUAAUAAAAGAUCAUGUACAUGUAACGCAGUCUUUCUGCAGAGGAAAAGUUGAUGUUGAAUGAAUUUAAUGUUGACUGCUGCCCACGAUUUCAAAGGGGUGUUCCCAUUUGCCAAGCAUUGUGCGCAUACACGCAUAUAUAAGAGGUACCUUUAAUCUGUCUAUUUGAACAUCAACAUGUACAUGUAUGUCUUCCACACUGCCAGCAGCGUGUUUGUUGUGUUCUUUGGUGAUGCUAGUGCAUUCAAUUUACAUUACAAUAGCUUUUCAUUUCUUACAAGUAUACUCGUAGUGGUGGAAUCUGGUACACCUGUGACAAGAAGUACACUCAUAGUCAGCAGUCAACAUUAAGCAAAACCACCUGUAAGUAGAAAUAGAACAGAAAUACAUAUUUGGAUAGUUCUCUUUUGUUUGGUUGAUGGCUCUGCAAUAAAAAUAAUAAUCAUUGUUUGAUGUCUCAAGGAA